CGAUAGGCUACAAGUUUGAUUCCCACAGGCACCAGUUAUAUCUCAUGUCCGAUCGAUAAGUAGGACAAACUACAGCACCUAGGUGGUGUAAGGGUCUUUUCCUCUCAUUUUCGACGAACGAGCCCAGAGAACAUACAAAUGUCGAUUGUGCAGGUGGAUUCGAACGACGGCUGCACGGGGGUUGUCGGUGAACCAAAGGUAGAGGAAAUAAGGGCGUCAAUUGAUGGGACACAGGAAUUGAGUGGCUUCCAAGCAAAAGCUUCCUCAUCUCAAGGUAACUUUAAUUCAGAUACGGGAGCUUCAAAAUCAGAAGACGCGCUCAGCAAUUUAGAACUGAAUGCAUUAGCCCACUUUUGGGAUGAAAGUGUUGAACGGAAGCAGUACACAGAACGAGAGAUUACAUAUAAUUUACUUUUGCGGAAAUUGGUUGAUGAGUUCAUGGACCGAACUGUGACAUACUCACAUCAACCCAAGCAGCUACUGAAUACACUGCGAUCCGUGCUAGAGCGAAAUUUCCCGGAAUUCGGUGCUUCCUUCCAUUGUGAACGUAUUUGCGCAUAUUUGAAAGCUUGCAGAAGAAAUGCAAAGAAGCAACGAGGGGAACCGUUCGUAAGAAUGAGUGCGCGAUACCUCAGCGCCGGAUUGGCUACACGAAUGGCUGAACAGAUGUAUGUUAAAGAAAGAGAAAUGUUGAGCAAAUCUUUUGCAACUUUUCCACAGUCUUCGGAUUUAUCACAAAUCGCACGUUCUGACCAUGUCAACAAGCAAGCCAUAUCCAUUUCCCCUGCUUUAGUGCCAAUUUUGCCCCUAUCGGUUCUUCCUGAUAUAACGACGAGUUGCAAAAUGCCAGAUAAGAUGUCGGAAAAGGCAGCACAACCCUCGGUUCAAUUCAAUUUGGAACAAUUUGGAUAUCAAGAACCGGGAAUGGCGGAACUGAUGAUGGCAAAAAUGCUCACUCAAACGGCUGAAUUCCUACUUUUAACAGCAAAUCGGAUUGAAGCCGGGCAAAGUUGGUUUAAUGACUCGACCAUCCAUCUAAACAUAUAA
Dicrocoelium dendriticum is the source of this 1047-nucleotide messenger RNA. The record is from the annotation of a GenBank genome assembly. NCBI's taxonomy places the organism in Eukaryota, Metazoa, Platyhelminthes, Trematoda, Plagiorchiida, Dicrocoeliidae.